Messenger RNA from Glycine soja, 850 nucleotides. RefSeq names its product heavy metal-associated isoprenylated plant protein 25-like. The record is from RefSeq and is a predicted model, not a curated record. The transcript has 2 exons. Lineage: Eukaryota; Viridiplantae; Streptophyta; Magnoliopsida; Fabales; Fabaceae. Bases 44 to 346 code for a protein of 100 amino acids. Gene Ontology annotation, molecular function: metal ion binding.
AUCAUUUUUGUUUUCUUUGGUUGGCACUUGGCAGUACUUCUGCAUGGUGAUGAGGAUCAAUAUUGAUUGUAAUGGUUGCUACAGAAAAGUGAAGAGAGCCCUUCUUGAUAUGCCAGAGUUGGAUACUCAUCUGCUAGAGAAGAACCAGACCAGGGUGGUUGUGUGUGGAAGGUUCAUCCCACAGGAUGUUGCAAUCAGGAUAAAGAAAAAAACUAACCGUAGAGUUGAGAUAUUGGACAUACAAGACUUGAGUGAGAGCAAUGCUGAAAUGGAAGACCAGAAACCAAUGACCAAUAAUUGGACUCUUCUAGCCACCCAGAAUAAAAUGGAAACAUGUCUGGCUUGAGAGAAACAGAGGAUAUAUUGUCUCAUUUGUCCACAUAUAUCCACAAUUGAGUAUGUGACUUCAACCAUUUCUUUUUAAAUUAUUAGAAAUAUUCUCACUACUAGGUAUGUGACUUCAACCUUUUUUUUUUAAAAUUAUUAGAAAUAUUCUCACUAAUCAUUGUAAUAAUUCUAGACAUAAUUACUAACUUGUAAUUGCAUCUAUUUCUGUAUUUGAUUAUAAUUUCUUUAUCAAGAAUAUAUAACAAAUAAUAUUUUCAUCUAUUUCUGUAUUUGAUCGUAACUUCUUUAUUAAGAAAGAUAUAUAACAAAUAGUAUUUUUUUUUGUAAGAAAUUAUAAUUUAGUAGCUUUUGAAUUAGGUUGCGUUUUAAGAAAGAGGAGGUGCUGGAUUACAAAAGCUUUGCCUGUGAAAAGUAAUUAGAAAGUAAUUUAUUAUUUACAAUUGUCUCUUUUCUUCCCUUAUUCUCUGUUGUAUGCAUGUAAAAAGAUAUUACCAUCAUACGU